UAUCACCCACUGCUGAAAACUAUCCCGCUCUCCGCGGACAUAUAAAGGCCCGGUUUUUCGGACCAGACACACUUUUUCUUAUACCGAUUUUGAAAGCAGGUCUGAAAAUGAGUGGAAGAGGCAAAACCGGCGGAAAAGCCAGAGCAAAGGCCAAAACCCGCUCCUCCCGUGCCGGACUCCAGUUCCCUGUUGGCCGUGUCCACAGACAUCUGAGGAAGGGUAACUAUGCCCAGCGCGUCGGUGCCGGAGCUCCCGUCUACCUGGCGGCUGUGCUUGAGUACCUGACUGCUGAGAUCCUGGAGCUGGCUGGAAACGCUGCCCGCGACAACAAGAAGACUCGUAUCAUCCCCCGUCACCUUCAGCUGGCUGUCCGCAACGACGAGGAGCUCAACAAGCUGCUGGGAGGAGUGACCAUCGCUCAGGGCGGUGUGCUGCCCAACAUCCAGGCUGUGCUGCUGCCCAAGAAGACCGAGAAGGCUCCCAAGAAGUAAACGACCAAACCAUCUGCAUCUAAACAAUGGCUCUUUUAAGAGCCACACUCACCCCUAACUAAAGCUGGAAUUCCGUUCAUGUAUACUUUAUACAAGUGUAAAACUGCUAUUGAUUUUAAAAUCCAAAUGAAUAAGAAGUUGUGUCACAUGGUUGUUUUUAAAGUAACAUUAGGAGGGAAGUUUCAUUAGAAUAAAGAGAAGAUCCCUAACUUAACAUGUCUUAACAUCCUAAAAUAACUAACUGGUGAUCAACAACUGUCGUGACGUGAACCACAUUUGUCAUUUAAGUUGUACUUUGUCAGUGCUCACCCCAUAAAUCAAGCAUGACUAAA
This is a messenger RNA of Eleginops maclovinus (Patagonian blennie), 823 nucleotides long. Its product is annotated as histone H2A-like. Gene Ontology annotation, biological process: heterochromatin formation. The record is from RefSeq and is a predicted model, not a curated record. Bases 108 to 491 code for a protein of 127 amino acids. Gene Ontology annotation, molecular function: DNA binding; protein heterodimerization activity; structural constituent of chromatin. Gene Ontology annotation, cellular component: nucleosome; chromatin. NCBI's taxonomy places the organism in Eukaryota, Metazoa, Chordata, Actinopteri, Perciformes, Eleginopidae. The transcript has a single exon.